AUGAUAGAACAACACGAUUCAGAUACUAAACAUUUACCAUUUACAAUACAUACUCUAUUAGAACUUAAUAAUAAUAAUAAUGAUAAUAGUACUUUGAAUAAUCAAUUAAAUAAUGAAAUAAAACAAUUACCUAUAGAGAAACAUUCACAAAAAACGUUUACAAAAAAUGGUACUCCAUAUCAAUCAAUAAAACAAUCAAUGAAACAUUCAAUGAUAACCAUUAAUGAUAGAAAACAAACUCAAGAUUCUAAUUGGAUACCAAAUAAAUUAGAUGAAAAAUUAUUUUUACAAUUAUUUAAAAAUGUUUAUUUAUCACAAAUUCAGUUACCAUUCAAUACUAACACUACUAUUAGUAGUAGUAGUAGUAGUACUACUACUACCAAUACUACUAGUAAUAGUAGUAGUAAUAGUAGUCAUGACAACUAUAUGAAUUAUGAUAUCCCUAGUAUUAAUAAUAUUGUAAAUUAUUUACAAACAGAUCAUUGGUCACAAUUAUUAAAUCUUACAACAUAUCAUUCACCAUCUCAAUCAAUUCAAUCAUCAUCAUCAUCAUCGUCAUCAUUAUUUAAUGAUCAAUCUGAUCUAAUUCGAUCUACAUUAAAACAUUUGAAUCCUGAUCAUUUACAAUCUAAAUGUACAUUUUUAUCAAAUAGUCAAUAUAGAGAGGAUGUUAUUCAGAAAAAAACUCUUUUCAAUACUAAAUUCGAUUGUCCUAUUAGUUCUUCUAUUCAACCAUCUCUUCCAUCAGUUGCUGAUGUUUGUAAUUACAAUUCAGAAUUUGUCAAUCAUUCAUCACAAAACAAACCAUUAUAUGAAAAUAAUGAGUUAUCAUCUCCAAUGUUACUACCAUCAUCCAUCUCUAUGCCAUAUUUGUUCCCUUCACUCACUAUACUAAAUAAUCAAUCAUUGGAAAAGCAAUAUAACCCUUAUACUUGUGAUAAUUCUUACAGAAAUCUAUCAUAUAAUUGUACAGAAGUUAAUAAUAGACAAGGUAAUACACUACAAAAUUGUGCUCAUUCACAGUCUUCACUUUCAUUGAACUAUACUGCUUCACAUAAUCUUGUUAAGUUGACAAAUAAAUCACUUGAUACAAUUCCUGUUGAUUCUAUUGCUGUUCCUACUACUGAUAUCAUUUCCAGAAUUAAUAAUAAUAAUUCUACUAUCACUCCUGCUACUACUACUACUACUGCAACUACUAAUAUCAGUAGCACUACUACUUAUAAACAUAAAAGUAAUCGCAGUAGUAAUACUAAUAUACGUGAGAAUAAAAGUAAAUCCAGAAAGACAAAUUCUACUAAUUUUUUACAUAGAAAAAGUAACAAUACAUCAAGUCAUAUGUCAUCAUCUAACAACAUUGAAAUACUGACAAAUUAUAUGAAUCAGGAUAAUGUAUUGUUAAAACUCAAUAGUGAUGGCGGUGAUGACGACAAUGACGGUGGUAACGAUAUUGAUGAUGAGGAUAGUGAUAGCUUCAAUGAUGAUGAUGGUAAUAAUAAUAAUAACAAUAAGAGUAGUGCUAAGUCAAGCAAACGAAGAAGGCAUAGAACAAUAUUUACAAGUGGACAAUUAAAUGAACUAGAGAAAGCAUUUCAUGAAGCACAUUAUCCAGAUGUUUAUCAGCGUGAAUUAUUAUCUAUGAAAGCUGAAUUACCUGAAGAUAGAAUUCAAGUUUGGUUUCAAAAUCGACGAGCAAAAUGGCGUAAAACAGAAAAGAAAUGGGGUAAAAGUAGUAUUAUGGCUGAAUAUGGUUUGUAUGGAGCUAUGGUUCGACAUUCAUUGCCUUUACCUAAAACAAUACUUAAAUCAGCAUUGGAUAAUAAUGAUGAAUCAUGUGCACCAUGGUUGUUAGGUAAUUUAUAA
Schistosoma guineensis is the source of this 1860-nucleotide messenger RNA. The record is from the annotation of a GenBank genome assembly. Lineage: Eukaryota; Metazoa; Platyhelminthes; Trematoda; Strigeidida; Schistosomatidae.